AUGGCCGCAGGGGAGCAUACUGAUGGGGGAACCACGAUCCUUGUCAGCUUAUCACAAUCACACCUCCGACAUACACCCAAGCCAGCUCAGGAGAAGGAGUCUGUCUCUAAGCAACUUUUUGAUUCUGAACCAAAGGUUCAGAGUAAAAAGGUGCAACGAGCCCAGCAGACAGACCACAAAAUAAAACAGAUAAAGAGUGUGGAUACAGUGCAG
Molecule: messenger RNA, 213 nt
Organism: Pelobates cultripes (western spadefoot toad)
Lineage: Eukaryota; Metazoa; Chordata; Amphibia; Anura; Pelobatidae
Source: the annotation of a GenBank genome assembly